Symbiodinium sp. CCMP2456 is the source of this 4314-nucleotide messenger RNA. Lineage: Eukaryota; Dinophyceae; Suessiales; Symbiodiniaceae. The record is from the annotation of a GenBank genome assembly.
AUGGCCACAGAGGGAUCUGCGGACAUGGAAAGCUCGGACGAAUCCACAGCCCCGACAGGGACGCGGAGCCCUCCGCGAGGCCCCCCGCCGCCACAGCCGAUCCAAGUACUGGCACCGCUGUCGCAUAGGUUGUCCAGUGCGAUCGGACAGGCAUUGCGGGAGUCAGGCCUGGAUCCACAGUGGAUCAUGACGCAUGUCCCCUUCGACUGGCAGCAGUUCACCUCGGUCACGGUCAGGGUAGAGCAUCUCCGCCACAACGACCAGGAGCACCCGAACAUUCUCUUCGUUGGGGAUGACUGUGACACCAUAGGCCCGGAGGCCCCUUCUUCGUCGGCGGCCAUAGCGGAGCAGAUGGAAGGCGAGGGCCGGACGAGGAUGACGGCGGCUGAAGUGGAAAGGCUUUAUGUGGAGGAGGCCUUCGAUCGACUGGAGAGCGAUUUGGCCUUCGCCGAGCUCAUGGCCGAGGACGACGAAGAGGAGGCAGAGACGGAUCACGAUGGACACGCCCUCCACCAGGAUGGCGAGGACCAGUUCCACCACCAGGCCCUCCACCGGGAUGGCGAGCUCCAACUCCGGACUGGGUGUUUGGCUCUCGCAGGGGCAAAGGUCCUAACAGACCGCUCAGACGAAGGCAUUGCCAUCAGCAGGCUGACUUGGAUGAAAACAGCAGUGUUCUACAGUGCGCUUGCAAUCGGCAUGUACGUGAUACUGCUCUACCUCUACAUGUUUCCCAUCCUACCCAGCUCUAUGACGGCCAGGUACACUACCUCGACCUUCACGGACUCUGCUUCGGGGACCACAUUCAGCUCCACGCAGGUUCGAUGGGCCGGGCCAUUUCAGCUCUACUACCAUGCGGCAGGUUGGGCCAGUCCCAAGUCUGGCCGUGUGCACAGGAUGCCUGAAGUUUCGACAAAGAUUGCGGGUACCAGGGAGGCCGAAUGGCCCACUUAUGCAGACAGCACCAGAAUCAAACGCACGUACAAACGUGCCUUCUCCCGUGCCUGCAGGACGCAUCGGCCAUCAGACUGUGUGCAGAACAGGAGGCCGCUCCAAAUACUUACAUGGAACGCGGGAGGUCUUCAUGCACAGAUUCUUCGCGAGGUCGAGACCUACGCAACCGACGCGUCCUUGGACAUUUGUGUCCUUCAAGAAACGCGGUGGGCCUACGAUGCGAAUUGGAGCACCCCAGAUUUCCAUUUUAUUCACUCGGCAGGUGCAGCCUCCGAGGACAAAGUCGGGGGGCUACUGACAAUGGUCUCGACUCGACUAGCCAAGUCCUCAGAGAUACAACUUCAUGCGGCACAUCCGGGCCGGCUUCUACAUGUCAGAAUCAAUCGAUCCCACCCCAUCGACGUUAUGAACGUCUAUCAGUACACUGCCAAUGAUCACAAGCUUACCCCCGUACGCAGGCAGCAGUUCCUCACGAAGCUCCAAAAGACCCUCCGAGGCAUCCCCAACAGACAUGUUCUGAUCCUUGCCGGAGACUUUAACACUACAUGUACCACCAUGGACAAGGUCUGCGGCAGAUGGACUAUGUCUAUGUUAUCUCGAGAACAUCACAACAAGGAGUCCGAGGACCUCAUGGCAAUCCUCUCAGCUUUUGCUCUGACUGCUCUGAACACGUGGAAUAGGUCUCCUACCGUCUCCGUGGCACUCGAGGGCAUCAUCGACAUCGCGACCAAACUGUACCCGGUGUCAUCCGUCAGCACCCCAGACGAGGCGGUCAGCGUGGUCACAGCAUGGCGACUAUGGGCCCAAUUUGUGCAGGCACACCGGGCCCAUAAACAGAAAGCCAAAGCCAAAAGCAAAGCUUACAAGCAGGAGUUGUUGGACACGGCUCAGCAAGCAGCGCGGAGAGGCGACAUGCACCAGGUGUGGAAAGUGGUACACUCGCUUGCUCCGAAGGUCCGGCGCAAGCCCUUGCAGCUUUAUCGGGACGGACACAUCAUGACCCCAGAAGCGGAACUGGAUUGGAUCAUAGAGGCAUUCGGGGCGCGAUAUGGAGCUAGAACACCUCCCCAAACCACCCGAUCACGGCAGUAUCCACCGGUUCAGGUCUCCGUGGCGGAGGUAUGGCAUCAACUUGAGCACCUCUCUGUCCGCAAGGCUGUACCGCGAUCGGCUGCACCCUCGGUCCUUUGGCGGGCCUGCUCAUCGGAGAUUGCGCAAUUCAUUGCCCAGCAGGUUAACCUUCAAUGGCAGCAGCCAGAGCUACAAGUAGAACAGGAUUGGGCCGAUGCCUCUGUUGCACUUCUCCCUAAGCCGAAGGGUAAGAGUGAUAAACCGCUGGAAUGGAGGCCAAUCGGCCUGCAACACCCCAUCGGGAAGGGACUGAUGAAGAUCCUCAUCACCAGGGCCAAGGACCAGAUUCAUCAACUUGUGUAUUAUUGGCCUCAGUGCGCUUAUGUUCCGCAUCGGAACACAUUCACGGCACUGAAACGAGUCCUUAAUCAUUGCAGGUAUGUAAGAGAUCAAGCGGCCAACCAUCGGCUUACUGUACAUCAGCAACAUGCAGGAGUACAGCAGAUCCACAACAGCGGGGGACUACAAGUGUGUAUGGACCUCACAGCUGCAUUUGACUUAGUCUCCUGGGGUGCUGUUCGUGAGGCGCUGGAGCUCGCACAGAUCGACCCCUCCAUUCAGGAGGUCCUCAUGCAAUGGUUAAGCCAGGUCAAGUAUAUCUUUCGCCACAAACAACAUGAGAAGGAAAUCUGGCCCAGCUGGGGACUGCGACAGGGAUGCAUCGGAAGCCCGGUGCUCUGGUCGGCCUUCACGGCUCUACUUUGCAGGGCUAUAGAUUUGCGUAUGAGGCAAUCAUGGUGCUCCGAUCAUGCCACUCUCUACGCUGACGACAGCCACCUGCGCUGGACCUUCCAGACCGUAGCCCAGUUCGAACAAUCUAUUCAAGAGCUUAAUUGGACGUUCGCUGUCUUCAGGAGACUGGGCAUGCAGGUCAAUCGGGACAAGACACAGGCCAUUCUUUCAAUCACGGGUGAUUUUCGCCUCAUUGUCUCCUACGAACAGUUCGAGUGGCAAUCGGUGAGACACAGAGUCACCAAGGCGCACAAGCGGCGCUGGGCCUUGGCAUCGCUCCUGCACGCCAAGCGCGUGUCCAUUCCUUAUAAACUUCGCUUGUGGCGCAGCUGCGUUCAGUCUUCCAUGAUGUAUGCCCUACAUUGUCUUUGCCUACAACCAGGGCAGAUUCGAUAUCUACAACGCGCCAUCAUGAAGCACAUCAGGGCUAUCACCUCAGACCAAGCCUUUCUCACCGGCAAUACACAUGACUUCAUUUCGGCCAAGUAUGAGGUCCAAUCAGCUCAUGAUCUUCUGCGACAGGCUCAUGACAACGAGCUUCAGGUGGCUCGCCUAGGAGACUGGAUCCUUGAACACGACUACAACCAGGCCAUCAGUCGCAGCCUGCAGGAGGAUGCAAUGCACCAAGUGCAAGGCUCAGAUGAGGAAUCCAAUGUGUGGACUUGUCCAGUUUGCCUGGAGCAGUUCCCCACAACAGCGGCCCUGAAGAUACACGCUAGAAGAAAGCACAAGUUGGUCGACAGUCCGGCUCAGGUCUUUGACCGCACCAAACACUCGAUGGCGGGUCUUCCACAGUGCUCGGGAUGUUUGAAAAAGUUCAGCAGAUGGCAAACUCUUGAGUGGCAUAUCAAUCAUCAUGCGUGUCCGGCCAUGAAGUCCACCACAGUGCAGGCUCAGAGUUUCGAGGAUCGAGAGACCAUCGCACUGGCACUGCCCGUUGCUGACACAUCCGAGUUGCUGUACAGUUCAAGGCGAAGCAGGAAGCGGAGCCGACUUGGUCAUUGGGCCUUGGGCCAGUUCCCACUCCGUAUGGUGUUGGCCAAUGCCCUCUUCCGGGAACUCAUCGACAGGCUGAACAAAGUCCUGGCCUCGCAAGAUCGCCUCAAGGCGGUCAUGGAGCAAGGCUGGCGGGACGACAAAGGAUGGAGGUUCCAGGUAUGGAACCGAACUCUGCGUCACCUCGAGCACGACAGGACCAGGCCACCAAUCCCGGACGACAAACUCCUGGAUCACUUGGCCACCAUCACCCAGUGCCUGAAAGCUGUAAUCAUCACCCGCUUUUGCUGCACCCGCAAGAUGACGGAGACGAUGUCGUCUCCGGCAACGUUCAAGAUGGACAUAUCCUUGCGCAGCCACAGUGCAUUGACAAUGUGGGACACCAUGAGGGCCCUCCAGGGGAAUGCGGUUUUUCAGCUAGUGGGCAUGGGGUUCAAGACAGAGUCUCUGGGCAGAGGCCCGGAGGAGCAGCGGCUCAGGGACAUGGUCUUCGGCCGACGCUGA